Messenger RNA from Adineta ricciae, 1029 nucleotides. The record is from the annotation of a GenBank genome assembly. Lineage: Eukaryota; Metazoa; Rotifera; Eurotatoria; Adinetida; Adinetidae.
AUGAAGCCUUUAAUAUUGUUAACAUUGUUCAGCUACCUAAUUUUAAUGCAAUGUGUUUCUAUUCGAAACUUAAACCCGUCAGCAUCAAAGAUCCGAAACAUUCGUCGCCAUCGUCUCGUACCAAGUUGCCCUUCAUAUUCAGAUGUUGACUUAGUUAAUCAAACAUUCCCAUUUAAAGUUGAUUUUAACUCGUCUUCGUCGACCAAAACAUCCGCCAAAACAGAUGGAUAUGGCAACAUUAUAUCAAUGAACAUUAUUAAUGAAGAAUAUCUUCCACUAAGUAUAUCUUGUUUCACUCGUCUACAUUCGUUACAUGUAGAAGGAACAAGAUUUCCAACUUUCUAUUUUCACGUGCCGAUGUUUGUUAGACAUCUCUCAUCAUCACUGACCGAUUUAGUUAUCAAAAAUACAUCUUUCAAGGAAUUACCCGACACAAUAAGAGAAUUUCGACGUCUCGAAACUCUUGUAAUAACCAGUGCAGAUUUACACAGUGUACCAGACUCAAUUGGCGAAUUGUCAUCGCUGAAGAUUUUGCAAUUAUUCGACAAUAGUCUAUCGGCGAUUCCGUCAACUAUCAUCAAGACUUCUUGUUUAACUACGUUCGACAUAAGCAACAACAAAAAGCUUCAAUCAAUUCAAACUCUUAAUGGACAUCCACACUUGAUGACCUUAGUUGCGGAUAACUGUUCGAUAGAAGACAUUCCAAUGGAUUUACCGCAACUAGUGAAUCUAUAUAUGCGAAACAACAAGAUUCAUGAUGUUUCCAAAAUAUAUACAUUAGGUAAUGGGACAGACGAACGAAAAAACUUUGACUUUCGCAAAAAUUCGAUUCGUUAUCUAACUCCGUUUAUUCGACGCGUGAAGAAUUUGUGCUAUCUCAAUCUCGACUACAACAAACUGGAUGUUUUGCCAAUGGAUAUUUAUGAAGUAAAGACAUUGAAACAUCUAUGGAUUCGGAAGAACAAUUUUGAGAACGAAACGAUCAACGCAAUCAAGAUGAAUAUGGUAAACACAAGAAUAUGGGCUUAA